AUGGCCACCUUUUUCACCACAGCCUUGAAGAGCUUCAGAGGGACUGAGGAAGAGCCCAAGGAGCCCCCCAAGGAUGGGAAGGCAGCUACUCUACCCAACGGCAUGGCCCGUGAGGAGUUUGAGGAGUACCAACGGCAGCUACUGGAGGAGAAGAUAGAGCGGGACAAGGCCUUUGCUCACAAGAAAGCAGAGCGGGCCACCGUGCGGAUGCACCUGCGUGACAAGUACCGCCUGGCCCAGGAUGAGCGGGACGAUGCCCAGUUGCAUGUGGCAGGCGGCUCUGUGGAGCUGCCGGAGGAGCUGGCCGCCAUGGUGCGAAGUGAGGAGGAGGAGGAGGAGGAGGAAGAUGGGGUGCUCUCCUUUCUGACGAAGCUGCGUGAGGUGGAUUUCCAGGCGCUGAGAGGCCGGGCACAGGACACCGUGGAGGAGGUGAAGGAGAAAUGCUCCAUGAUGUAGCACCAGGCUGCCUGCUCUAGACUGGAUGCCCCUCCCACCUAUGGGUGCUGGUGAUCUGAUGGCCAGUGGAUGAGACCUGCUUCAUCAGGGCUCAGCCCCAGCUCCACAAAUCCCCUGAGGCUCCUAAAUUCCCCUAAAUUCCUUACUGAACCCUUAGGGAACUGAUAGGACAUAGAUACUAGAGAUGCCUGGGGUUUUGUCACAUGCUAGCGGUGGGCACAGGGUACCACUGGCUCUCCCCACACCCAGCAGGACACUGAUGGUCCUCCAGCCUGCAAGCUGCUCCCCAGCCCUCUACUCUGCCAGGGAUGCUGGCCCCAGCCCUGACAUCCCAUCUGUGGGUGAUGGGGUGAGCGGCAGCAAGUGGGUGUGUGUCCCGUGUGGGUGUCCUUGGCCAAGUGCCCAGGCGGACAGAGGUGACUGGGUCUAGGCUUGGUGCGCUGGCCCCAAGAACAGCCAUCCGUCACGCUGGUCUCCAGACAUGGGUCCUGCAGCCCUCAUCCUGCCCCUAGCCACCGCUUUUUCUUCUUCAGAAACAUUCCCAGACAUCACUGGUUUUGCCUGCUAAGACGACACGGUGUCCUGGGCGGGUGCCAGGACAUCUGGGUCCUGUGCAGCCAGGCGCUGCUGGGCACCUCCCUUCC
This is a messenger RNA of Rhea pennata, 1100 nucleotides long. Its product is annotated as complexin-4-like. Gene Ontology annotation, biological process: neurotransmitter transport; synaptic vesicle exocytosis; regulation of neurotransmitter secretion. The record is from RefSeq and is a predicted model, not a curated record. Gene Ontology annotation, cellular component: SNARE complex; terminal bouton. Bases 1 to 456 code for a protein of 151 amino acids. NCBI's taxonomy places the organism in Eukaryota, Metazoa, Chordata, Aves, Rheiformes, Rheidae. Gene Ontology annotation, molecular function: syntaxin binding. The transcript is spliced from 3 exons.